AUGACGAGAGGCGCGUUGUUGCUGCUCUGCCUCCAUCUCCCGGUCGGCCACUUCGUUGCCGCAGACGACGGCGAGUGCUCCGGCGACGCCUCGGCCAGCGACAGGAAGAAGGCGGACCCGUUGAAAAUCGCCGCCAUAUUCUCCAUUCUGGCGAGCGGCAGCCUCGGCGUCAGCAUUCCCCUGCUCGGACGGUGGGUACCGGCCCUGCGCCCGGAGAAGGACUGGUUCUUCGUCAUCAAGGCCUUCGCCGCCGGCGUGAUCCUCGCCACCGGGUUUAUCCACAUCCUGCCCGACGCGUUCGGCAGCCUCACCUCCCCCUGCCUGGCCCCCUCGCCGUGGCAGGACUUCCCCUUCGCCGGCUUCGGCGCGAUGGUCGCCGCCAUCGGGUCGCUGGCCGUCGACGCGAUCGCCACCGGCUUCCUCGGCCGCCGGGCGGCCGCGGUGGGCGAGGCGGGGACCUCGGAGGAGGACGACGUGGAAGUGCACGCGCACGGGAAUACCCACGGCCGCGUGCCGCAGGGAGCGGAGGCGCAACUGAUUCGUGACCGCGUGAUUUCGCAGGUGCUGGAGCUCGGAAUCGUGAUGCAUUCGGUGAUAAUCGGGAUAUCGUUGGGCGCAUCGGAGUCGCCGGCGACCAUACGGCCGCUGAUGACGUCGCUGAGCUUCCAUCAGCUGUUCGAGGGCAUCGGACUGGGAGGAUGCAUUGCGCAGGCAAAGUUGAAGGCGAGGUCGAUGCUGAAAAUGGGUCUGUUCUUCGCGCUGACGACUCCGGCUGGGAUCGCCUUCGGGAUGGCGAUCUCGUCGGCGUACAAGGAAUCGAGCCCGACUGCGCUGAUCGUGGAAGGGGUGUUGAACUCGGCGUCGGCGGGGAUCUUGAUUUACAUGGCGCUGGUGGACUUGCUCGCCCAGGAUUUCAUGAACGCGAGAGUGCAGAGCAGGCCCAUGCUCCAGUUGCUCUCGACCAGUGCCCUGCUUUUGGGAGCAGGGCUCAUGUCUCUUCUUGCUAAGUGGGCUUGA
Messenger RNA from Zingiber officinale, 1017 nucleotides. RefSeq names its product zinc transporter 8-like. Gene Ontology annotation, cellular component: plasma membrane. The coding region runs from base 1 to 1017 and encodes 338 amino acids. NCBI's taxonomy places the organism in Eukaryota, Viridiplantae, Streptophyta, Magnoliopsida, Zingiberales, Zingiberaceae. The transcript is spliced from 2 exons. Gene Ontology annotation, biological process: zinc ion transmembrane transport. The record is from RefSeq and is a predicted model, not a curated record. Gene Ontology annotation, molecular function: zinc ion transmembrane transporter activity.